This is a messenger RNA of Paramecium primaurelia, 2063 nucleotides long. The record is from the annotation of a GenBank genome assembly. NCBI's taxonomy places the organism in Eukaryota, Ciliophora, Oligohymenophorea, Peniculida, Parameciidae.
AUGAAUAACUAGUAGAGAGCUAAAAUCUAUGUGCUUCAAGGUUAAUGGGAGGAGUUUUGUAUAGGGUAUGUGUAAAUUGUGCAUACAGAUGGUGCCACUUUCAUAAGGUGCAUCUUAGAAACAUAAAAAAAGUAAUGUUGCAAUCUAGUGUAAUUUGGUCAUUUGAAUACAAAUAAAGAAGAAUGGUGCCUAAAUCUAAAGGUGAAUCCUGAGACUAUAUAUGAGUUCUAGGGAGACAAUAUUAUUUAAUGGUAGGAAAGUGAAAUCAAUUUAGAUAUAGCAAUUAGUUUUAUUGAUUCAAGGUAUGCAUUAGAAAUUUGGAAUUAAUUAUAAAAAAGGCAUUUUCGUUAUGAUGAUAUUGAAUCUACAUAUCCAAUUCUACCUUCCCAAUAAAAUUUAGAAGCAAUUUUAUCAUAGAUAAGUGACAGCCCAGAAUUAAUUAUUUAGAAAAUAACUAAUGAUCCUAGAAAUUAAUUCAUGGAAGCAAUUAAAAGAAUUUUUGAAGAUGCUGAAAUACAAUCAAAUUAUCAUGUUCUUGAAUAAUUACAUUAUGUGAUUAGAAGUCUAAGUAUUUUUGGUAGAGUAUUGUAGUUUAUAUAAAAAAUGAAAGUGUGAUGAAAAGUUUAUUAAGUGAAAAAUAUUAUAUGACAUUGUUUGGCAUAAUGGAAUGUAAUAAUUAUUCUUUAUUUUUUUAUAGAUCAUUCUGAGAAUAAAGGACCUUAAAGAGUUUCAUAUAGAAAUUUUUUAAAAAAUCAAUUAAGAUUUCAUAAAAUAACUGAGUUUGAAGAGGAAACUAUAGAGAAAAUACACUUUAAUUAUAGAUUAUCAUAUUUGAAAGAAAGUGUUAUGGCUUAUUAUCUAUAUAUUGAAGACCCACUAUAUAAUGAGUUCAAUUUUUAUAUACAUGAAAAUAAUUAAAAAAUAUUGGAAAGUUUACUAAUACAUCAUAAAGAUUAAUUUGAAAAAUUUUUAGAGAAAAUUAUGGAUGACUUUGAAGUAAAAUGUAAAUUUAUUAAUGAAUUUUUUUUAUAAUUCAAACCAUUUUUAUCAAUUAAAUAAUUGAAUGAUGCAUUUUUGGAUUGCAUUACUUAAGCUAAUCUACUAAAAGUAUUAUAUUAACAUUGUUUACUAAAAGUUUAACAAUAAUUAUCAUCAUAAGUUUGUUUUACAACAUUACAAAUAACAAUAAUGAUAGCAAAUUAAAAUUAAUAAUAUUUAUAAGAUUUCUUAAUUAAUAAUCAUGAUAUAUUUUGGUAAUGUAUGGAAGGUCUAUUAUUCUGUUAAGUGAAUAGUUUAAAUAAUAUAAUAAUUGAUAUUGUUGAAAUUAUUUGUUCAAAUCCUACAGUAUAAAAAUAAUGCAUAGAAUGGUUAAGAAGAUGUUUAUUAUAGCCUUUAAAUUUCUCUGCUGCACUUGUAUUAUAAGAAUUAGUAUAGUGGAUAUGCUAGUAAUAAAAGUCAAUAACAUAAGAUCUUGUUGUACUUUCAAAUUAUAUUCUUAAUAUUUUAAUCUAAUAAUCAAAGUAAUAGAUUAAAGACAAAUUUUUAUUAAUGUCAGGCUUAAAACAUUUUAAGUAUAUUAGUACUACAACUAUAUCUGAAAUUUUGAAGCCAUAUUGUAAUUCCUUAGUGUUAUUGACUGUGAGUAAAAGAAUGGAUGGAAUUUUAGAAGGAUAAAUAAGAGACAUAUUGAAGUUUAUUAAACUUAAAAAUAAUCUAAGUUAACAUUUAGUAAGAAAUCAAAUUAAUUUUUUUAGAUCUUGAUUGUAAAAACUUUAAAUUUUUAAAAUCAUCAUCUUUUUGUGCGACUAUUAGAUCAAAAUGAUUAAAUUGUUGAUGGAAAGUUAAUAAUAGAUUAUUCAAGAGAUUAUGAAGAUUCAGAAGAACAUUAAGAAAAAUAAGUAGUUUUGGAGAAGGAUGAUAUUAAAUUAGAUUUUAGUAAGAUAAUCAGGAGAAGGAACGAAGAGGAGGAGGAAGAUGAUGAGACACAUAUGAGGGAUUAAAAACCAAAAGGGAUCAUUUUUGGGGAGAGUUGUUUUAAAAGAAUAAAACCUGAUGAUGAUUGA